GCCACGUCAGCAGUGACAGGUCAGUGACACGUCAGCAGUGACACAUCAGCAACGGUGACACGUCAGUGCCAUGUCAGCAGUGCCACGUCAGUGCCACGUCAGCAGUGCCACGUCAGCAGUGCCACGUCAGCAGUGCCACGUCAACAGUGCCACGUCAGCAGUGCCACGACAGUCACAGUGCCACGUCAGCAUGACAGGGGCAGCCCUGGGCAUGCCAGGCCAACUGGCCAACGAGACUCUGGCCGAGUACAAACAGCGAUUCCAGGCUCAGAUCGAUCUGAUCGAGGCUGAGGAAAAGCGCCAGCUGGCAGCCGAGGCUGCCCGCGUACAGGCUGAAGCAGCGGCAGCAGCAGAGAAGUUGCGGCUACAGACCGAAGCAGACGCAGAUGCCCAGGCUCGCUGCAAGGAAGCCCAGGAUUUGCUGCAGCGGCAUGAAACCACAAGCAUCGACAGACUCAAGUUCUGGCACUUUGAACCGAACGGCGACGAGGCAACACCGGAGGAGAAGCAUAAGGAGUUCCUCUCCAAACUCGUGACACGGUUGUUGUAUGCUUGCAACUACCAACGGUCCGAGUUGGAGAGACAGAACCAGGAACUGCAACAGCUUUUCCAAGAUCUGACGCAACAACACCAUGAGUUGGCGAACCUCCGCCGGAUAGUGCAGAGCCACGAGGAUGCGACACGGGCACUUAACGCCCGUGUACUGGACCUGGAACAGGCUGUACCAGGACCAGGUGUUGGUGCUUCCAGCAGUGCACCCUCUAGCCGCCAACUAGAGCAACGCGUUAACCACGUAGUGGCAAUGCUCGGCGACAUCAGCACCUUCGCUGCGUCGACCACCAUCAGCAGUCAGCUGCAUACCUCGCAGACCGAGGUCCAGCAGCUGCAGUCGACGAACACGGAUGGCAAUCCUAAGUUGUACAAAAUGCCAACUUUCCAACUGGAAAAGUUCGACGACUACACGCAGCAGGAUCCGACCCUCUGGUGGGAGGCAUUCACGACGCAACUCAGGAUCCUGCCUGUCGCUAAGCACGCGUACAUCAGCGCCCUGUUCAUGAACUCAAAGGGCGGAUGCCAGACCUGGUUGACCCACCUGGCAACCUCCCACGGCGUCGACGUACCUGACUUGAAGGACAAGAUCACAUGGGAGGAACUGACACGGCUGUGGAAGAAGCGGUUCAUCAUCGACGACGCGUCGGCACUCGCCAUCAACCGCCGGAAAUGGACAGCCAGUACAAGUUCCAUGGGUCAAGUUCGGCUUGACCGAGGCGGAGUACAAGGUCCGCGGCCGCUACGGCARCUGCUAUUGGUGCAACAGCACCAAGCACAAGACCUCCCUGUGCCAGGAUCAGGGCAAGGAGGAUGUGCGACCCCGCCUCAACUCCGGAAACUGAGUUUCGCGGAAGGUGAGGCGACUCCACCUUCUACUCCGCCAGAUUCGGCCGCCUUGCUAGCGGCCUCCUGCACAUCUGGGGAGAAUGUGAAUGUGGCAAGUUCUCGUUACACUUACGAGGACUAUGUUGUCCACUUGGUUCCACCGCUGGACCAACCGCUCCACGUGCAACAAUCCAUCGCAUGCACGGUUUCAUCACCAUCGGCAACCGAUUCAGCAGCUUCGCCGCAAUCUAUCGCCGGGGAUUCGCCGUCAUGGUCAAGACUUGAAGAGCUCGACCCGUUGACGUUCACGGACUUCCAACGGAUGCCCGUUCCCUCGACCGGACGAUUGCUGAAACCUCAUUGCAACAUGCUCAUGGCACAAUUGCGGGAUUACUUGCACAUUGCAGUACCAGCUCCGUUGAUGGACGCCGGAGCAGAGGUUGUCGACCUUCACGCCUACAUUGCGAAGAUCGACCGCGAGUUCAAGACGCAACGGUACGACGACAUCGACGCACCAUCGCUAUACGUAUGCAUUCAGAUCGGAGAAGCGACCUGCAGCGCUUUGAUCGAUUGCGGUGCCACUCGCAACUACAUCAGCCAGGACUUCAUGGUACGCGCCGGUCUUGGCCCACGCGUCCGGAGGAAGUCCCAGCCUACGCAAGUCACGUUGGCAGACGGUCAUACACACAAGUCAAUCGACCAGUGCAUUGAUGCUGUCCCCGUGUACUUUGCCCCUCACGCAAGUGAGGUGGUGUCCUUCGAUAUUCUGGACACCAAAUUUGACAUGAUCUUGGGUAUGUCAUGGCUGCAAAGCAAGGAUCACCCGGUGAACUUCUUCAACCGCACCGUUCACGUUCGUGAUCGGAACGGAGUAUUAGUUUCAUGCACGGUGCCUCUUCCUCAUCCUUCGAUCAGCUGCCACGUGGUAUCCGCCGCAAGCAUGCGAGCUUCCAUCAUCAGAGACGACAUCGAGGAGAUGGGGGUGUGUUUUCUCCACGUCCUCCCGCCCCGAGACGCUUCAUCGACGGACUCAUCUUCGGAUCCACGCAUCACCGAACUUCUCGACGCCUACAGCGACGUGUUCGAAGGCCCGCACGGAGUAGUACCGGAUCGGCCCAUCCACCACGAGAUCAUCCUCGAGGACGGGGUCGUACCUCCGCGCGGUUGCAUCUACCGAAUGAGCGAGGAAGAGUUAAGUGUGCUUCGCGCACAACUGGACGACCUUCUAGAGAAAGGCUGGAUUCGGCCUAGCUCAUCGCCAUACGGUGCUCCUGUUCUUUUCGUCCGGAAGAAGAACAAGGACCUGCGGUUGUGCAUCGAUUAUCGCAAGCUCAACGCGCAGACGAUCAGGAACGCCGGCCCUUUCCCACGCAUCGAUGACCUUCUCGAGCGAUUGGGCGGCGCCCAGUUCUUCUCUAAGCUGGGUCUCAAGUCAGGGUAUCACCAACUCGAGAUGCGCAAGGAGGAUCGCUACAAGACCGCGUUCAAGACACGGUAUGGGCAUUUCGAAUGGCUGGUUAUGCCGUUUGGCCUUACGCAUGCCCCAGCCACUUUCCAAGCGGCUAUGACAACGGAGUUCCAACACAUGCUGGAUCGGUUUCUACUCAUCUACCUCGACGACAUCUUGGUGUACAGUCGGAGUUUGGACGAGCAUGUGGAACACCUGCGCACCGUUUUGGAGCGGCUACGACAGGCCAAGUACAAAGCAAACCGCGACAAGUGCGAGUUCGCACAGCAGGAGCUGGAGUACUUGGGCCACUAUGUGACGCCGAAAGGCAAGAUCGAGGCCCUACGAGUGUGGUCCGAGCCCACCAACACCACGGUCGUUCGUUCAUUCAUGGGGUUGGCGGGCUACUAUCAGCGAUUCAUCACCGGAUAUUCCAGGAUUGCUGCACCUAUGACGAGGUUACAGUCGCCAAAGGUGCCAUUCGUAUUAGAUGACGACGCACGCCGGUCAUUCCAAGCACUUAAGACGGCGAUGCUCAUGGCACCCGUCCUUAGCAUCUAUGACCCCACCUUGCCGACGAGAGUGACUACGGACGCUUUCGGCUUUGGCAUUGGGGCAGUCUUGGAACAGCACGACGACGACGACUGGCACCCUGUGGAGUGCUUCAGCCACAAAGUGCCUCCCAUCAACUCGCUUGAUGAUGCAAGGAAGAAGGAGCUACUCGCGUUCAUCAUGGCUCUCAAGCGAUGGCGACACUUCCUCCUUGGGCAUCGUAGGUUCACAUGGGUGAUGGACAACAAUCCAUUGACCUACCACAAGACGCAGGAUACGGUGAGCAGCACGAUCGGACGAUGGAUGUACUUCAUCGACCAGUUUGACUUCACACCGAAACAUCUUCCUGGCAUCUCCAAUCGCGCAGCAGAUGCACUCUCGCGAAGACCUGAUCUUUGCGCUAUGACUCAUCAUGCCUUCGCGUUCGACGAGGAGCUUCAGCGACACUUCAUCUGGGCAUAUCAAUCUGAUCCGGACUUCGCCACGCUAUAUGCACAGCUAUCUUCGGAUCACCCGCCGGCCAGCCAUUACGACAUUGCCGACGGGUACUUGCUCCUCCACUCGAGAGGCAAGGACUUACUAUGUGUCCCACGCGACCGUCGUCUUCGGACUCGCCUCCUCGGCAAGUAUCAUGAUUCGCGACUCGCCGGCCAUUUCGGAGUCAGCCGCACUAUUGCACGGCUUCGACAGCGAUUCCGAUGGCCUGACCUCAUUACCGAUGUCACUCGGUAUUGCGACUCAUGCGAAGUUUGCCGACGCAGCAAACCCCGCAACCGCAAUCCCUAUGGCGAGUUACACCCGAUGCCUAUCCCACGGGAACCCGGUCUCUCCAUUGCCAUGGACGUCAACGGUCCAUUCCCUCGCAACCGGCUCGGGCACGACGGCAUCCUCACGGUUGUGGACCGAUUGAGUAAGUACGCGCGUUUUCUUCCUUGCAAGUACUACUCCACGGCUCCCGAGCUAGCACGCCUCCUGCACACUGGUUGGAUUUGUGGCCACGGUGUACCAGAAGACAUUGUCAGCGACCGCGACACUCGUUUCAUGUCAGCAUUUUGGACUGCUCUCAUGCAGGAGUCCGGCACGAUGAUGAAACCAAGUUCGGCUCGGCAUCCACAGACAGACGGGCAGACGGAGCGGGCACAUCAAACCGCUCAAAUGAUGUUUCGUACGCUCAUCCGUCCGGACCAGAAAGAUUGGGUUGAACGCCUCCCCGACAUCGAGUUCGCCUACAACACUUCGGCGCUCCCGGCGAUCGGCGUGACUCCAUUCGAGUUGCACCACGGUGGAGGGAAAGGCCGUAUCUUCGCCGACCUUCUCCUCCCUCGACCAGCCGACAUUGACGCCGCUUGCUCCCCCGCUUCCGUUCGGAAGUACAGGGACUUGCUGACUCAAGCCCACGCAAAUAUGCAAAAGGCUCAAGUCCGCAUGCAGCAGCAAGCCAACAGGCAUCGCGUGCCAUGUCCUAUCCGCGCCGGUGAUCUGGUUUGGGUCUCCACGGAAGAGUUUGCACUGGAACAGGAUGUUUCACGCAAACUACUUCCCAAGUGGUUUGGACCAUGGUCUGUGACAGCAGCAGCGGGCGAUGAGCCCGAUGGCCCUUCAUUUGUGAUCAACAUUCCAGAGCAUCUGACGGUCCAUCCAGUCUUUCAUGCCUCGAAGCUGGCAACUUACACGUCAGCCAAGAGCGACAACUUUCCGGGCCGACGAUCGCAAGACCCUCCUUCUAUGGAUGGUCAUCAGGAAGUUGACCGCGUCAUCACCGAUCGCAAGUACGGCAGCAGGCCGCGGCAGUACAAAGUCACAUUCAAAGCAUGCGAUCGCGACGACACUCGGUGGAUUUCAGGCGCAGAUUUGAAAGCAUCCGCACCGCUCAUCUACUCGCAUUAUGAAAAGCGGAGAUUAGCUCAGGAAGCUUCACGACCAGCCCCUCCCACCCGGACUGUGGUCCCUCCCUCAGACAGACAGCUUCGCCCUCGCAGGUAAGCUCGGUCUUUCAAGGAGGGGGGGGGGUGGCAUACUGCGUAGCCACACGGGCCCUGCAGG
Molecule: messenger RNA, 5419 nt
Organism: Chara braunii
Lineage: Eukaryota; Viridiplantae; Streptophyta; Charophyceae; Charales; Characeae
Source: the annotation of a GenBank genome assembly